Molecule: messenger RNA, 1698 nt
Organism: Aspergillus mulundensis
Lineage: Eukaryota; Fungi; Ascomycota; Eurotiomycetes; Eurotiales; Aspergillaceae
Product: flavin-containing monooxygenase
Exons: 4
Coding region: 1-1698 (565 amino acids)
Molecular function (GO): NADP binding; N,N-dimethylaniline monooxygenase activity; flavin adenine dinucleotide binding
Source: RefSeq, a predicted model, not a curated record
AUGGGCAGCAUCAACCACCCGGUCGGAAACGCAACGUAUACGCAGUCGACGGUCGCGAUCAUCGGGGCAGGCAUCUCUGGAAUGUGCAUGGCCAUCGACCUCCUCCGCCGCAACCACCGCAACUUCGUGAUUCUCGAGAAGGGCAGUUCCGUCGGGGGAACCUGGACUGAUAAUAAAUACCCCGGGUGUGCUUGUGACGUCUGGAGCGCCCUAUACAGCUACUCCUUCGAGCAGCGCGCAACCUGGACACGCGAGUACCCAGGGCAAGAAGAGAUCCUGACGUAUCUAACCGGCAUCGCGGGGAAAUACGGGCUAUACCCGCACAUCCGGUUCAACUCGACGGUUGAGGAGGCGCGGUGGGAUGAGGACACACGGCAGUGGAGGGUUAAGGUGUCUGUGUCUGGCGCGAAGGACGCGCAGUUUCAAAGUGGGUAUGAGCUUAGUGCGAAUGUGCUUAUCUCGGGCGUGGGCCAGCUGAAUAUGCCUGCUUGGCCGGAGAUCGAGGGGAUGGAGGGGUUCAAAGGGAAGAGCAUGCAUUCGGCGCGGUGGGAUUGGACAUAUGAUUUUGCGGGGAAGAGGGUUGCUGUCAUUGGGAAUGGCGCGACGGCCACGCAAAUCGUACCGGAAGUCGCCAAAACCGCGUCGCAUCUCACUGUAUACCAGCGGACGCCCCAAUGGAUUACCCCUCGCGACGAUAAAGCCGUUCAUCCGGCGCAAAAGGCUCUCCUGUCGAUUCCGUUCUUCCGCAACUGCAAGCGCUCGUUGAUGAUGCUGUACCGCGAGAUGAGCCAUGACUUUGUUGUCAAGACGGAUACCAAAUCAUCGCAGGAGAUCCGCGAUCUCGGGGUCGGCCACAUCAAGAAGGGUCUGCCGAAUAAGCCGGAUCUGUGGGAAACACUGACGCCCACAUACCCGCCCGGCUGUCGACGCAUUCUGUCGUCAGACGACUAUUAUCCAGCUCUGGGCAGGGAUAAUGUCAAGCUCGACACGCGGAGUAUCCAGCGCAUCACCGAGACGGGUAUUCAAACAGCCGACGGCGAAACCACAGACUUCGACCUCAUCGUCUAUGCGACCGGCUUCCGAACAGUCGAGUUCCUGCACCCGAUCAAAAUCUACGGUGCAGGCGGGCGCGAUCUGUCGGAGCUCUGGAGCGGCGGCGCAACAGCCUACUACGGCGUGACUGUCGAGGAAAUGCCGAACUUCGGGCUCUUAUAUGGACCGAACACGAACUUAGGCCACAACUCGAUCAUCCUCAUGAUCGAAGCGCAGAGUCGCUACCUCGCCGCCUUGAUCGACCCCAUCAUCCGCGCAAAAGAGGCCGGGCAGUCACUGGCCAUUCAGCCCAAAACCGAGGUCGUCCGCGCCUUCAAUGUCGACAUCCAAAAGCGCCUGGCGAAUAGCACCUUCGCUGACCCGGCGUGCAACAGCUGGUACAAGACGUCUGAGGGCCGGAUCACGAACAACUGGCCCGGCACGGUGGUCGAGUACCAGCAGGGUCUGGCGCAGGUGCGAUGGUCAGAUUAUGACAUUGAGGGCGACGAUGACAGAAGAUUUGUUGGCAAGGAAGAAACGAGGAUUGGGCAUGUAGAAGAGGUGUGGCCAGUGAGCAAGUCGACGCUGCUGCUGGGGCUGAGUGUGGCCGUUGCGGCUGGAGGGUGGUAUCUGCAGGGGGCGAGGGGAAGGCCGCGGAGGCGCUGA